Molecule: messenger RNA, 1045 nt
Organism: Triticum dicoccoides
Lineage: Eukaryota; Viridiplantae; Streptophyta; Magnoliopsida; Poales; Poaceae
Product: uclacyanin 1-like
Exons: 2
Coding region: 212-808 (198 amino acids)
Cellular component (GO): plasma membrane
Molecular function (GO): electron transfer activity
Source: RefSeq, a predicted model, not a curated record
AACCCCUUCCCAGUUCACCCCGCCGCGCGCGGCCGUCAACCAUGUCAGGCAUGACGACGUACGGCCUGCAGCUCCAUCUAUAUAAGCAGCAGCUCGCCAGCUAGAUAGCUCCACAAUCGUCCCAGAUCUCAAGCUCUCAACUCUCCUCACCUCGCAUCUCAAACAGUCUUCUCUUUUCGGUUGCAUAAUUGCUAGAAGCAGGGCUCUAUCAAUGGCAAUGGUGGUGAAGGCCGUCCUCGUUGCCGUCGUGGCCGUGGCAGCGCUUGCGCAGCUCACCGUGGCAGUGGAUCACCAGGUGGGCGGCAGCGGCGCGACCUGGGCCACCAGCGGCGGCUACGACUCGUGGUCGGGGAAGCAGAAGUUCUCUCCGGGAGACAGCCUGGUAUUUUCGUACUCGCCGGCGCACGACGUCGUGGAGGUGAGCAAGGCCGACUACGACGCCUGCACGGCCACCAAAGUCGUCGCCAGAUACACCGGCGGCAAGACCACCGUCAAGCUCACCACUGCCGGGAAGCGCUACUUCAUCUGCAGCAUCACCGGCCACUGCGACGCCGGCAUGAAGCUCCAGGUGAACGUUGCCGCCGCAACCGCCGCCCCCACGAAGCCCAGGGGCCAGAGGAGCGUCGCCCCUGUCGCCGCCCCGGCGCCGGCACCGGAGCGGUCGUCCACCGACGAGCAGCUGCCGACAGUGUCGUCGCCUACGGGGACACCGACGCCCAGUUCACCGUCCGGCUCGGGCGCCGCCAGCAUUAAUGCGAGCGCUGCGGUGGCGCUCGCCAUGGGCAUGGCUGUGGUGUUGGGCAUGUGAGAGGGAUCUGACCGAUCCAUGGGUACCAAGGUUUAGUUUUGGAGUGUUUAAGUCUUAAUCAUGUCGAUACAUUUGCGGAUUUGUUGUUGUUAUUCUUGGCUGGCAGUGGCAUGCACAUUGCCUUCCCUGCAUGUUCCUUCCUUCCUACAGUGCUAUCAGGGUUCAGUUACUACUGUGCGAUUUAUUUGUUGUAUUUGUCUGUCGGAGAAUAAAUACAAUUCACAUUCUUUAGUAUCG